This is a messenger RNA of Mesitornis unicolor (brown roatelo), 485 nucleotides long. RefSeq names its product fructose-1,6-bisphosphatase isozyme 2-like. The annotation marks the transcript as partial. Gene Ontology annotation, biological process: sucrose biosynthetic process; fructose metabolic process; gluconeogenesis. Gene Ontology annotation, cellular component: cytoplasm; cytosol. The record is from RefSeq and is a predicted model, not a curated record. Gene Ontology annotation, molecular function: fructose 1,6-bisphosphate 1-phosphatase activity. Lineage: Eukaryota; Metazoa; Chordata; Aves; Mesitornithiformes; Mesitornithidae. The transcript is spliced from 3 exons.
CUCAACGCAGCAAGAAAGUCCAGCUGAGAAGACAGGAAUUCUGGUAUCCAGCAAAAAUGUCUGACAAAACCCCCUUCGAAACAGAUAUGCUGACGCUCACGCGAUUCGUCAUGGAGAAAGGACGCCGCGUUAAAGGAGCAACAGGGGAGCUGACACAGCUGCUCAACUCCAUGCUGACUGCCAUAAAGGCCAUUUCCUCUGCAGUGAGAAAGGCAGGCCUUGCCCACAUGUUUGGCAUAGCUGGCACUGUGAACGUCACCGGCGAUGAAGUGAAGAAGCUGGACGUAUUAUCCAACUCCCUGGUGAUCAAUAUGCUCCAGUCCUCCUACAGCACCUGCGUUCUGGUCACGGAGGAGAACAAGGAGGCCAUCAUCACCCCAAAAGACAAGCGGGGUAAAUAUGUGGUGUGCUUUGAUCCCCUUGAUGGCUCAUCCAAUAUAGACUGCUUGGCACCAAUAGGAACAAUAUUUGCUAUCUACAAAAAG